Nicotiana attenuata is the source of this 737-nucleotide messenger RNA. RefSeq lists its product as uncharacterized. The transcript is spliced from 3 exons. The record is from RefSeq and is a predicted model, not a curated record. Bases 1 to 546 code for a protein of 181 amino acids. Lineage: Eukaryota; Viridiplantae; Streptophyta; Magnoliopsida; Solanales; Solanaceae.
AUGAUUGGGCUUGCACUUCGGCCUAUAUUUUCUCGGCCCAAUAUCGUGGCAUUAAUCCUGCCCGUUUUGUUAGUUACACCUCCUUCUGGAAAGUUCUGGAGCAUAAGCAUUCCAAUCCUCACAGCUAAUCGAAGCAAAUUCAGGGAACAAGUAGCUGAAGAAGAAACAAAGAAGAUGUCUAUAGUUUUGAACUGUGCUGCUUCUGUAUCACCUGCUUGUGCCACACGGAAAUGGAAAGCUACUGUGUUUGGGAAACAGUUACCAUCGAGAACAUCCACAUUCUCUGCGCUUGUGAAGCCAACUGGGUUCCGGGUCAAUGCGUUUUUCUUCAAUCCAAUCCAGGAACCCAUUCUCAAAGAUGCUCUCAAGGAACCUGUUGCCUUUGCGGGAGGGAUAUUUGCUGGCCUUCUAAGACUUGAUUUGAAUGAAGAUCCUCUGAAGGAAUGGGUUGCUAGAACAGUUGAGGCCUCUGGAAUUACAGCAGAAGAAAUCGAGGCCAGUGAUGACCAAGCAGAGGACAUCCCACAACAGAUAGAAAUUGAAUGACCUUCUAUUCUGUCUUUCCCUGUUGACAAUGUUGUAAAAACACAAUAUUUGUCAUAUACCCUAAAACUGUAAGCAAAAAAAACAAAAUCCUAAAUCUUACAUGAACAGUGAACAUACAUUUCUACUGGUGUUGUUACUUUCACCAAGCACUGGAUUCUGUAGAUAAAAGGAAAGAAAAUCUCUUCUAUUCA